Messenger RNA from Suricata suricatta (meerkat), 557 nucleotides. It is a transcript of the gene LGALS1, whose product is annotated as galectin 1. Gene Ontology annotation, molecular function: laminin binding; carbohydrate binding. Lineage: Eukaryota; Metazoa; Chordata; Mammalia; Carnivora; Herpestidae. The record is from RefSeq and is a predicted model, not a curated record. The transcript has 4 exons. Bases 99 to 506 code for a protein of 135 amino acids.
GUUAAAAGGGUGGGAGCGGUCCCGGGGACCCAUCUCUCCCGUUGAGCCUUGAGACAGCUGGUGCCGCAGUCCGCAGGAAGGUCCUCCUGUCCUCAGUCAUGGCUUGUGGUCUGGUCGCCAGCAACCUGAAUCUUAAACCUGGGGAGUGCCUCAGAGUGCGGGGCGAGGUGGCCCCGGAAGCCAAGAGCUUCGUGCUGAAUUUGGGCAAAGACAAGGACAACCUGUGCCUGCACUUCAACCCUCGCUUCGAAGCGCAUGGGGACGUCAACACCAUCGUGUGUAACAGCAAGGACGCGGGGGCCUGGGGCGCGGAGCAGCGGGAGACCGCCUUCCCCUUCCAGCCUGGGACCGUGGUAGAGGUGUGCUUCUCCUUUGACCAGGCCGACCUGACCAUCAAGCUGCCAGAUGGACACACAAUCAAGUUCCCCAACCGCCUCAACCUGGAGGCCAUCAACUACAUGGCCGCCGAUGGCGACUUCAAGAUCAAGUGCGUGGCCUUUGACUGAAACCAGCCAGCUCGUGGCCCCUAAUAAAGGCAGUGGCCUGUGCUCUCCCUA